UCGCUUUAACCAAGUAUCUUCAAUCGUUAGACAUAAUUGUAAAUUAUGCAAGUGCUUUUGUUGCCGCCCACCGGUCGCUCCUGCAUCCUACCGCCGGUAGUGGGGCUGUUUCCCUCCCACCGCCGUAUCUCCAGCAAUGUUGGUGUGUGUCCGCCAAAUUGUUUCUCCUCUGCCAAAACCCUUCAGUCUUCUUCUAAUUGUGGAGGAUCAAGAUACUCUGUCACUAAACUCGCUUCUUCUCCGGUCACACCGGCUUUUACAUCUCGCAUAGAAGAUUCGGAAAAGGCAAAACUUGCCCAGGUUGCAAAGAGAUUAGAGAACACAUCAAGGAGUUUCAAGCGGUUGGGUAGCUUAGGGUUCUGGGGGCAGCUAGUGUGCACUGUGGUGGCUGCAGUGAUUCUUUCUUUUUCAAUUGUUGUUACUGGGAAGAUCACGUCUCCUGCCACCUUCUAUGCCACUGCUGGUGGGAUUGCAGCUGCAUUUAUUUCAGUGUUUUGGUCAUUUGGGUAUAUUCAACUUUCUGAGAAGCUUCAGAAAACUGCUAGUGACCCUUCCAAGGCUCCUCCUCGUGCUGAUGUGGUGAAAAGCUUGAAAAAUGGCAUAAUAUUAAAUCUUUUGGGAAUGGGUGCCGCUAUUCUUGGAAUGCAAGCCACUGUCGGACAGUUGGUUGCAAAGGCUCUUACUUCCUCAGCUAAUCCAUAUUACCAGGGAGUACCUCCUGGCUACAGUCCUGUUCUGGCAUUGGAUGUAUUCCUUGUGCAGGCAUCGGCAAACACAAUCCUUUCUCAUUUUCUGGGGCUUGUUUUCUCAUUGGAGCUGCUGCGGUCAGUGACACUACCAGCUUCACCAGUUCCCAGGGUUGCAUAAUCUCCAACUCCCAGGGUUGCAUAAUCUCCAACUGAUUAAACAUGAUGUAUGUGAUUGCUACUAGGAGAAGCAUGAUUUUGAAGAUUCAAUAGUUGAAAGUGAAGUAUUGCUUGAGCUCAUUAUAUAUUUCAAUUUCACAAUUCUAUUAUCUUGUUUCUUAUACAUUUGUUGUUGCAAAUAUAUAAGUAACAAAGGCUUAAUUAUUCCAA
Mangifera indica (mango) is the source of this 1076-nucleotide messenger RNA. RefSeq names its product protein TIC 21, chloroplastic-like. The transcript has 4 exons. The record is from RefSeq and is a predicted model, not a curated record. The coding region runs from base 46 to 867 and encodes 273 amino acids. NCBI's taxonomy places the organism in Eukaryota, Viridiplantae, Streptophyta, Magnoliopsida, Sapindales, Anacardiaceae.